AAUUUAUGUAAAUAAAUUAUUUUAUGACAACGAAUUUCCAUGAUUUACAUUUCUCACCCUUGGUGAGCCUCAUAUUUUGUUUAAUCAGUAACCCGUAUGUAGCCUCUCAACUUUCCUUGGAUUUCAUUGGCUAAGAGAUAGCGUCCUUUUUGUACUAGACUUAGCCUGGAGGAAAACAAAGAUUUUUUGGGAUCAUUUUAACCAGUUUUUUAUUUAUUUAUUUUGAUGAAGAGUUCGUCCCAUGUUUAAAGUUUUUGAUUGCUUGAACAAUUGAGAGACGAUUUCUGGUUUUGAGAGCUAAUUUCCAGGCUUGUGGAAUGGGUCGAAUCGCUUGUAUACAAAUACAGCUACAUUAAGCGAAUAGUUGUUUGUGAACUUUUCAUUCGUUCAAGCCCACGAUAUGUGACAGUGGAGAUGUACUCUUUUCGACGUGAUAUUGUCAAUCAAAUGUUAAAGGACAUGUUAGAAAUUCACCCAAAGUUGGGAUAUUGGAAACAUUUACGAUUAAUGAAUAGUCCAUUGGCCAUCCUUAGUGUAGAUGGUGUACAUCUGUCUGAAAUAGGAAAUAGGAAAUUCUAUAGGAGCCUAAGAUUGGCGAUUCUCCAGGCCAUAAGAACACCAUAAUGGGUCCUAAAAAGAAGAACCCAUCGUCAAACACUGGACAGAGAGCAGCAAAGAGACAAAAGACAACAAAUGACACUGUGCAAAAUGACCCUAAUGUUAUACAAAGUUUGACUCAAUCGAUAACGGCAAACAUCUUGUCUGAAUUGAAGAAAGUUGGUGUUCUACCUUCGACCGGACAACAAGAAACCAUCACAACACUAAGUGGACAGCAAACCGCCAUGCCAAAAGAAACAAACGCAGGAGAAAUUGUGAAUGAACCCUUUCCACUUCAAGCUCAACAGAGAAUUAAUUCAACGGUUACAUCUUCAACCCCACAGUCCACUACAGCCCAACAUGCCCAAGGUGCAACACAGAUUACAGCAGCCAGUGCAGCACCAGUCAUUAUUCCUGAAUCAAGUGAACAGCAACUACCAGCAGCUACUUUUGUGAACCUGACUCAACAAUUACAGGGUAAUGUUGAAAGUACGUCUGAAUACAAACCUCUUGGUAGACCCCUAUACACGUACGUUUCGAGCAAAAUCAAAGAAAAGAUAUUAGCCAAUGAAUUCGUCCAGAUGAGUGACAUUCUAGACCCUCCUACUGAUCUGGAAUUUGUUGACUUCCAUCUCUCUGUAAAGGAUAAGGGUAGAGUUGGUCUAAGUUCCAAUAAAAAGAAAAAGUACAUAACGAUCGAAGAAUGGACUGACGCAUUUAAUAUCUUCAGUUCCGUAGUACGGCAGGGCAGUCCGAAUGAUAAAGAUCUACCAGAAGCUUUGGCAGUAUAUAUGCAUUUGAUACGUUCCAUACAUAAAGAUGGGGGGGAAUGGUUUCACUACGAUGUUACUUUUAGAAAGGCCAGGCAAGGGGAUAUCUCAUUAUCAUGGAGACAAGUAGAUCAGGUCCUUUAUAGUCGGGCUUUAAUGAAAAAGUUGGGGGCUCCUGUAACUCAUCAUGCUAAUAAUGCUAAGAACCAGCUUUUUCGUCCCCACUGUUUCAAAUUUAAUGAAGGAAAGUCUUGCAGUAGCCUCUGUAAAUACCCCCACAUCUGUUCAACCUGCUUUAAACCUCACCCCAAAACCCAGUGUUGGAGAAAUAAAGAAAAAAGGUUUUCACCUAAUACACAGUCAACCGGGUCCCAACCUACAAAGAAAGCCUGAGUACUCAAGCAACUUACCAACUCCUAUUAACCCAGAGAAAUUGGCUCAAUACUUGGUAGGUUAUGAUAAAUCCAAGACACUUUAUUUAUUAGAUGGUUUCAGAAAUGGUUUCAAGUUAGAAUAUGAAGGGGACAGGGGGUUUCAGUACAGUCCUAAUCUUAAAUCAGCCCUUGAAAAGAAAGAUAUUGUGAAUCAAAAAAUUUCUAAAGAACUCAGUGCUGGCCGCAUAGCAGGACCUUUUCCUAAUCCUCCUUUCGAUUCUUUGAAAAUUUCGCCACUAGGUAUAGUGCCUAAGAAAACCCCAAAUGAGUAUCGAAUGAUUCAUCACUUAUCCUACCCCAACAAAAUUGAACGUUCGGUUAAUGCGGGUAUAUCUGAUGAGGCAGCUGCCGUUCAGUAUGCAGGUAUAAAUGAUGCUGUAGGGUAUAUUAAACAACUUGGGGAAACUUCAUUCUGUUGCAAAACAGACAUUCGCUCAGCCUUCAGAAUUCUACCUGUUUCACCAACAGAUUAUGAGCUAUUAGGGUUUAUGUGGGAGAACAAUUAUUUCUAUGAUAGGUGUCUACCAAUGGGUUGCAGAACAAGUUGUAAAAUUUUUGAGCAGUUUAGUACUGCAAUAGAAUGGAUCGCGAAGAAUAGGUUAGGGAUCACAGCUGUAGUUCAUAUUCUGGAUGAUUUUCUUUUUAUUGAGCAAUCCAAAAUUUUAUGUUUACAGAAAUUUAAAAGUUUCCUUGAACUUUGUGCCGACAUUGGAAUCCCCCUUGCAGCAGAAAAAACUGUUCUUCCUACACAGAUUAUUGAGUUUGUUGGAAUAGAGAUGGAUGUUCGGUUAAGGGAAACCCGGUUGCCCAGAGAUAAGAUCUUGAAAUGUACAAAUCUGCUCAAAAAUUUUGUUCAAAAAGAUAGAUGUACUGUAAAAGAGAUGCAAUCACUUAUAGGGGUUUUGAAUUUUGCUUGUUCGGUUAUUUUACCAGGUCGCGCAUUUCUUAGACGUUGUAUAAAUGUGCUAAUGAAAGUGUCUGAAAAUCAAAAGUUUAUAACCAUUGGCCUAGAAUGUAAACAGGAUAUGUUUGUGUGGUUGACAUUUCUUGAAAAGUAUAAUGGUAAGACUAUGUUUUUAGACGAGAAAUUUCUGUCAAGUAACACCCUCCAGUUGUAUACAGAUGCUGCACAGUCAAAAGGCUUUGCAGGAAUAUAUAAAACGCAGUGGUUUUAUGGUAGUUUUCCUGAAAACUGGAAGAAUUUGAACAUUAUGACUUUAGAGUUUUACCCGAUUGUGCUUGCAGUUUCUACUUGGGGAAGAUUGUUUGCUAAUCACUCCAUUCUUUUCUUUACUGACAAUGAGGCAUUAGUUUCUGUUAUCAAUAAGCUAUCUAGCAAAGAUCAAUUAGUGUUACAGAUGGUUAGGUAUUUGGUCAUGCAAUGUCUGAAGCAUAAUAUUGUAUUUAGAGCAAAGCAUAUACCUGGUAAACACAAUAAGUUGGCAGAUAGCCUUUCUCGAUUACAGGUUCAAGAAUUCCGGAAGUUAGCACCAGAUGCACAAGUAGAACCAACCAUGGUGCCAGAAACACUGAUGCCUCAAAACUUUUGGACGACAUUGAAAAGCUUACAACUGCAGCUAUAGCACCAUCGACAGCAGCAACAUAUAACAGAGCUUGGCGGGCUUUUGCAUCUUUCUGCACUUCAUACAGUAUACCAUGUGUGCUGCCUUUAACUUCAUCCAUAGUUGCUCUUUUUGUAGCACAUCUGUUUUCUACAGCAUUCUCACCGAAAACCAUCUCUACUUAUUUGUCAGCUUUAGGGUAUGUGCAUAAAAUUUUGAAUUAUCAGGAUCCUACACAGUCAUUUUUAAUACAAAAAUUAAUUGCUGGAGCUUAUCGAUUGGGCAAUACAUUUGAUAUUAGAUUACCUAUUACCAACCAUAUAUUAGACAAAUUGGUGUCAUGUCUACCACAAGUUGUUAUGGAAGAAAACAAUCAAAAAAUGUUUAGGGCUUUAUUUCUAUUUGCAUUUUCGGCAUUUGCUCGUAUUGGAGAGUUGGUCGGAUCUGAGGGUCAUUACGAUGAAGUCAUCCAAAUUUCAGAUGUCACUUUUACAUGUAAAGCAGGAAAACCUUCUCAGGUCAAUGUUUGUUUUAAAACUUUUAAGCACAACUCUUCUGGUAUACCUAAGUUUAUUUCAUUCUCACAUGGAGAUUGCAAAAUUUCUGCAGUAGAAGCACUUUUACAGUACUUAAAUACAAGGAAAAAUAUUACAGGUCCUUUGUUUCUUUUGGAUAACAGCUCACCUUUAACUAGAGUUAAAUUUAAUCAUAUACUUAAAAAAUGUUUGCUCAUGUGUGGUUUAGACAGUACAAAAUAUAAGGGACACAGCUUUAGAAUAGGUGCUGCUACAGCAGCGGCUCUUAAGGGAUGUACGGAUGCACAAAUUAGGGCUAUGGGACGAUGGCAAUCCAAUGCAUUUCAAAAGUAUAUAAGAUCAAAUCAUGUUCCCACUAGUGAGUAAACAAAUCUAUUGCUUAUUGACCUUCUCUUUGAUAUUGGCUGUAGCUUGUGGUUAUUGAAUACUUGCUUGGGCCAGUAUUCAGUUAGCUAUUUUAAAAAUUUUACAUUCACAUGUUAAUAACAAAGUUUCAUAAAUACAUAGAAAUGCUCGUCCUUCUGAUUCAUAAACUUAUUUUUGAAUAUCUGCUAGGGCCGGUAUUCAAUUAAAUCAACAUUUAACAAUACCCCCUUGCUUGGCCAGAUAACAUAAGCUUUAUUUCAUAGAUAUCUGCUGGGGCCGGUAUCACUAUAAUAUGAAUACAUGCAUUACUUGGUGAUGUUAUAUUACUUCUGGUGCCAGUAGUAAAAGUAGAUCUGAAGUGUUACCUGCUUGGGCCGGUAACAUGUUUUUAUGUAUGUAAAGACAUUUUCAAUGAAGCAAGAGUACUUGCUGGGGCUAGUACUCAUUUGUUGUCAUAUUUAGAACUCUGGUACAAAAGAAAUCCUUAUUUGUUUUUGUAUUAUUAUGCAUAUAUGUUUUGAUGUAAAUAUAUUUUAUAUGUUCAUUCCUUCUUGUAAAAGCAUUUUUAUAUGAAUGAUGUACAGGCAAUGGCUUGGUUGGGGUCGUUUCAAAGAUCAUUUUGAACAUGAUCUUCUCAACUGUGGAUAAUUGACCCCACCUUUGCCAAUUUUAUAACAUUCAAACUAUACAUUGUAUACUCUCUUUAUUUACAUGUUAAAUUCUGGAUUUUGUUUUGUAUGAAGAAAACUGUAUAUACAUGUUUUACAAUUGUUUUCGGCAAACAGUAGUUAAUAUAGAGUUUGUGUUCUGUUAUUAUUAUACAUGUAUGUAAGAAAUAUUUUAUAGGUGUAAAGAACAACUGUCCAUUUUGUUGGUAACCUUUGAUGCUUAUAUUAACUACAAUUUUGUUUAUUGAUCAAAACCUUUAUUUUGAUCAAUAAAAUUCAACUUCAAUAUACAUUUGUCUUUUGUCCUUUUUCAUGGCAUUUUGGGAAAAGAGGAGGCAUAAAUGCAAUUUAUGUAAAUAAAUUAUUUUAUGACAACGAAUUUCCAUGAUUUACAUUUCUCACCCUUGGUGAGCCUCAUAUUUUGUUUAAUCAGUAACCCGUAUGUAGCCUCUCAACUUUCCUUGGAUUUCAUUGGCUAAGAGAUAGCGUCCUUUUUGUACUAGACUUAGCCUGGAGGAAAACAAAGAUUUUUUGGGAUCAUUUUAACCAGUUUUUUAUUUACCCUCCCUCCUCCCCUGAACCACUUUAGAGUGUGGUCAGGAUAAUUGACCCCACCUUUGCCAUUUUUAUAACAUUCAAACUAUACAUUGUAUACUCUCUUUAUUUACAUGUUAAAUUCUGGAUUUUGUUUUGUAUGAAGAAAACUGUAUAUACAUGUUUUACAAUUGUUUUCGGCAAACAGUAGUUAAUAUAGAGUUUGUGUUCUGUUAUUAUUAUACAUGUAUGUAAGAAAUAUUUUAUAGGUGUAAAGAAAAACUGUCCAUUUUGUUGGUAACCUUUGAUGCUUAUAUUAACUACAAUUUUGUUUAUUGAUCAAAACCUUUAUUUUGAUCAAUAAAAUUCAACUUCAAUAUACAUUUGUCUUUUGUCCUUUUUCAUGGCAUUUUGGGAAAAGAGGAGG
This is a messenger RNA of Saccostrea cuccullata (small rock oyster), 5894 nucleotides long. RefSeq lists its product as uncharacterized. The transcript has 3 exons. Lineage: Eukaryota; Metazoa; Mollusca; Bivalvia; Ostreida; Ostreidae. The coding region runs from base 1555 to 3384 and encodes 609 amino acids. Gene Ontology annotation, biological process: DNA recombination; DNA integration. Gene Ontology annotation, molecular function: DNA binding. The record is from RefSeq and is a predicted model, not a curated record.